CACACGAACAUGUUAUCGUUAUGAUAUCUGGAAUAUGUGGAUAGAUUACAAACAGCCGUGCGAGGUGGUAUACGUGAGUAGUAAGGAUGGAUUUAAUCUCACUCCUCAGUUUUAACGCAGUCACAGUAACCGUUGUUGUGAUACUACUUGUCCUGUUGGUCAGCCGGUCACUACAAUGGCCGGCCAACGUCCCGCCUGGUCCAGUUGGUUACCCUGUCGUAGGAUGCAUGCCUAUGUUUCGAAAUGGAAACUUACUGGAGAUAUUUCGGAAACUUCGAGUUCAAUAUGGCGAUGUGUACAGUGUGAAGAUUGGAAUCAGUCUGACGGUGGUGAUCAGUGGAGUCGACGCGUUAAAAGAGGCUUUCAUCAAACAUGCCGACGAUUUCUCUGAUAGAUCCCGGGCAUCUGUGACAGGCAAUCUUUUCAAGCAUAGAGGUAUCGGAUUCUCAUCUGGUGAAUAUUGGAAACACACAAGGACAUUUGCUCUAUCGACACUCCGAAACUUUGGAUUUGGUAGGAAGACUUUGGAAUCCAAAGUACAAGAAGAGAUAACAGCCUAUCUAGACGUGAUUGAAGAACAGAAAGGAAGCCCUUACGACAUGAAGGAAAUGACUGUGAUGGCCAUAUCAAAUAUCAUAUGUAGCAUUACAUUUGGAAACAGAUUGGAUUAUACCAAUGCAAAAUUCAAGAAAAUAACAUCUCUUUUUGCCGAAAAUUUUCGAUUAAAUUCACUGGGAGGUGCCGCUCAAGCUUUGCCAUGCUUGAGACACCUUCCUGGAGAUAUGUUCCAUUUAAAGAAAUUGAUUCAAAAUUCAAAGGAUAUCAGAGACUUUGUCAUAGAACAAAUAAAAGAGCACAGAAACUCGUUUGACGAAGAGAAUCAACGAGAUUUCAUUGAUGCGUUUCUUAGUCAGCAAAACAAAGAUGGCGAGGAGGAUACGAUAUUUGAAGAUCUGAACCUGGCAGUUUCCGUCAUCAAUCUGUUUGUUGCUGGCACCGACACAACGGCUACUAUGAUACGCUGGGCAAUUAUUUACCUUAUUCAUAACAAAGACAUUCAGGACAAACUUCGACUGGAGAUAGAGAUAGUUGUCGGGACGUCUAGACUACCGUCACUUGCCGACAAAUCUAGUAUGCCUUACUAUGAAGCGUUUAUAACAGAGGUGUUCCGGAUGGGCAACAUUGCUCCUCUUUCUGUGCCUCACGGAGCUUUGAAGGACAUUCACUUCCGGGGCAUGGUUAUUCCAAAAGGAUCUCUAAUAAUACCAAACCUUGAUUCAGUCAUGACCGAUCCGGAUCUUUUUGAAGAUCCUGAUAAAUUCGAUCCCGAGAGAUUUCUAGGGGAAGACGGGCAAAUGAAUGGCAAAGAAAGGAAUGUUAUGGCCUUCUCGCUAGGACGGCGAAUCUGUAUCGGCGAGUCCCUGGCCAGAAUGGAACUAUUUCUGUUCUUGACCUCACUGCUGCAAAGAUUCAGGUUCCUGCCGGAGAACCCAGACAAACUCCCGUCAACUGAAAGCAUUUUAGGAUUAGUACGAGUGUCAAAGGACUACAGAUGUCGUGCUGUGAAGCUCAUAUGAUCAAUUGUGCCAAUGAGAAUGCAUUCAAAAAUGUAUACAUGAGAUUUAACGUCACUGGAAGUGUAGAUAGAACAUCGUGUUGACUGCCAGAAAUAUAUCUGUGCACUUAUCAAAUGAGGAUAUAGUGCGUUCAUUAAAAUGUUAUCAUAUUGUUCUUAACAUUGAUCACUUGAUUCUCUAUGGAUAAAACUGAGAUGUAAACUUAUUUUUAACAAUUAUUGCGAAACAAGUUAUAGCAACAUAUAUCAAAGACUGUUGUUGUCUCGGAUGAAAGCGCGCGUGGUCGGACAGGUGCAUCUACCUUUUCACGUCCGUUCGCGGAAUCGAACCUCUGACGUCUGGGUGAAAGGCGAAUUUGUCACCAUCCAACAAUUCGAUAAAACUGACUACAUAUGACAUCUUCAUACAGUUUAUAGUAUGACAUAUUCCAUACUGGACGAUGUAAGUUUGAUUUUUCUGACAAUUCCAAAGGCUUUAGUUGAUUGAAUUUCCAUGUACAUGUGUGUAUAUAUAUAUUCCCUCUUCUGUCAUGCUAUUAAACUUCAUUUAAAGUACAUGAAUAGUGAUGGAUAAAUUCGGAAUAAAUUCCAGAAAUGAAGGAACGUUAUAAAAUCCGGUGCCAGAUUAUAUAUUGGUAACAUUCACAAGAACAUAUAGGUCAGGUUUGUAGUUAACAGUAGUUUCAGUUAUUGGAAACGUGACUGAGUUGAAAACAGGAUAAACAUCUUCCCACGGAUAAUUAUAAAUCUCCAUAUGUAUGAUCGUUUACCCUCCUGAUAACUAGAUGAGAGACUUGUUUGAAUAAUAUUUUCUAGCAUGUUGUUUUAACGAUAUUUCGUUCCUUACAAUUAAGGUCCAGCACCAUGUCAAUUAUACCCUAAUGUUAGUUGUAAAUGUAUCGUUAUACUCGAUAUUUUAUCCAGGUUUACAUAAGCUUUUUAUUUAACAAGAUCAUGGAAAUAGCUUUUAUUUUUAGAGAUGGCAAAAGUUAAAAAAAAAGAAAGAAAAAUGUUUCUAAUAAAUAUUUUUUAUGCCUAUUACCAAAACAAAAUUUGUUGAUUUUACCAAUUCUUACCGUAUUGACAUUUGCUUGCGUAUUGAAUAGUUCCUGUAACCACUCGAUACUCUAAAACGGUAACGAUUGAUUUUGCCGAAAGUCUGUAGUUAAGAUUUAUUACCAUCUUUCAAUUCAUUAGAAGACAUAUUUUUGUAAUAUAUACAUACUUUAUACUUAGCGUAUAUAUACCAGUGAUUAUAGUCUAUAUCAUUAAUGUUAGUUCGCUUUUUACAGUGAUUAUAGUCUAUAUCAUUAAUGUUAGUUCGGUUUUUACAGUGAUUAUAGUCUAUAUCAUUAAUGUUAGUUCGGUUUUUACAGUGAUUAUAGUCUAUAUCAUUAAUGUUAGUUCGGAUUUUACAGUGAUUAUAGUCUAUUUCAUUAAUGUUAGUUCGGUUUUUACAGUGAUUAUAGUCUAUAUCAUUAAUGUGAGUUGGGGGGUUUAUCUGUGUUUUUACCUGUGGUUCUCACCUGUACAUGUAUAAAAAAAAAUUAUUAUGCAAUUUUUAAUGAUGCUAUAUUAUUUUUGUUGUAUAUUCCAAAAUAAUAUAAACUAUUGUGAUAUCAUUUCCACUAUAUAAUUUUUUAUUAUAAUAGUUUUGGGUCCAGAUGAUAUU
This is a messenger RNA of Ylistrum balloti, 3248 nucleotides long. RefSeq names its product cytochrome P450 2B5-like. Gene Ontology annotation, molecular function: oxidoreductase activity, acting on paired donors, with incorporation or reduction of molecular oxygen, reduced flavin or flavoprotein as one donor, and incorporation of one atom of oxygen; iron ion binding; heme binding. Gene Ontology annotation, biological process: xenobiotic metabolic process. Gene Ontology annotation, cellular component: intracellular membrane-bounded organelle; cytoplasm. The transcript has 4 exons. Bases 87 to 1577 code for a protein of 496 amino acids. NCBI's taxonomy places the organism in Eukaryota, Metazoa, Mollusca, Bivalvia, Pectinida, Pectinidae. The record is from RefSeq and is a predicted model, not a curated record.